This is a messenger RNA of Pelobates fuscus (common spadefoot toad), 10208 nucleotides long. It is a transcript of the gene CRYBG1, whose product is annotated as crystallin beta-gamma domain containing 1. The record is from RefSeq and is a predicted model, not a curated record. The transcript is spliced from 22 exons. Lineage: Eukaryota; Metazoa; Chordata; Amphibia; Anura; Pelobatidae. Bases 767 to 8431 code for a protein of 2554 amino acids.
CACAUUACCGAAUCACUCCUGCCGGACUCUUCCAAACUGUGAUAGAAAGGUAAUCUGACCUCACAUGACAACUCCCCCUUUCCCAUGCUAACACCUGCAUGCACACACACAGUGUCUCCUCCCUCCCAGAUCUCACUGUGAGCACACACAAGACAACGCACUUUUAAACACAGGCUGAAAGGAGCCACUAGUCACCAGCCUGGAACUUCACUGGCUUCCUGCUACCUUCCAAAAAUGGAGCUCCUGGAGGAGACACGCUGAGCUACCCUGCAGAUCCCCCUGGGACGGGCGCUACGAGGGGCAACAGGGCUGUGCCUAUAGGCAAAUUCCUCCUGCAGUCACUGAGUGAGGUACAGUAUUUGCCUGCACUUCCCUCUAAGUAUAGUCUGUGUACUGAAGUAUUAAACCAAUUGCACAAAGUGAAACUUUUUGAAGGAUCUAUUAGAAUGAUCUCAACGUUCUCCAGCUUGGCUUGUUGUCAUCUGUAACCACGGUUUGGAUCAUUUGGAUAGAAACCAGCUUGGACUUCUAUUGGGAGAUACUUGGACACAGCUAUUUUCAUUUGUGCUUUCUUGUUGAUACUGUGUUUAGUGGGAUUGCCUAAUCUCUGAGGAAUACUAUAACAUCGAUUAUUAUCAUCGACCUGAGACAGGACCUCCAUACUGGUUAUCUUCUGUAUUUACCUUCCUAUACAAUAGUAUCAGCGUUCAAUAGGGGACAGUGUCAUAUCUCACUGGGAUUCCAAGAGUGUUUACUUGCUUUCACCAUGGAGAAGGAAAAAAAGGGGAGCUUCCUUGGGUUGGGAAAGUUUUUCUCCAAGAAUCGAACUGACGAGAAGUUUGUUAAUGGGUCCACAAAGGAGGUACAGCAGAGCUCAACUCAGGGUCAGGAUGAGGUUGUGGAGAGGCCCUCAAUGGAGCAACCUGCACCUGGAGGUUUACUAUCACCAGGGGAACACACUACAGGAGAGUACAAGAAGAGGUCCUUUGGGAGUUGGAGGAGCAAAAAGAGGAGAAGUUUGGCUUCUACAUCAACAUCCCCAACAUCAUCACCAGGUCCAUUAGACUCCAGCGAUAGACCCUUCGAAAUUCCAGAUGGUGAUCAAGACGUGCGGCCAUAUUCUGUGAUGGUAACUUCACAACCAGAACUUGAAGUAACUCCUAUAAAAGAUAAUGAACCAAAUCUCAUUUUAGAUGAACACGUGGACAAGUCUAAAACUCCGGCCGCAGAGUCUCCAAGAAAGGAUAGCACAAGGAAACCUGUUUUGGGGAAAAUUGGAAGUCUCUUUAAUACCAGUAAAAGGAGGCAGAACAGAAGUCUCUCAGAUUCUCCCACAAGCCCUACUGGACCAUUUUCCAAGGCCAAUGAGAAAGAGACACCAAGUGAACGUAGGAGAAAUCAAGUUUCGAGUCCUACUGACUCCAAGGUGCCAAGCCAACAAAGCAAAGCAGCCCGUUUAGGUAACCCAUCCGAACACAUCUCGGAGGAACAAACAUCUGAAAGUUGGAGUGAAAAGGAGAUCACCAAUGGUGAAAGUGCCAAUGGUUUUUCCAAUCAGACUAACCUCUCUAUAAAAGAAACCGAAUCUCCUAGUGGACCUGCUUCUGAUACAGCUUCAGGCUCCAACAUCAAACAUUUACAAAGCCCCUCACCCAAAGCGUCAGAUAAACAGAGCGUCACUGAGAGGAAUGUAAAGCCACUAGCGCCAUCACCUGGCCGGAGAAAUUCUGCCACAGAGGGAGAAGCAACGAAGAUCACAUCUAAAAAGCUUCAGGUGUUUUCCCAGGAUAUUAACAUUAAUAAGGAAGAGUCACCUAAAAUCUCGUCAAAGAAAUUUACCAAAUUUUCUGGUAAAUUAUCAGACUCAAAGGUACGAGGACAGGAUAAACCGGUUCAGGCAUCUGAUAAAUCCGACGCUUCAAACACUACAAAGUUGUCAUCACAAGCUGUUUUAGACUGCAAUACAAAAGAGCAAACAACUCUGUCUCCUGAAUUGAGUAAUGCAGGAGAGACGGCAAAUGGUAAUAUAAAUCUAAAUAAAGUUCAAGCAACCGGUGAUUUUUCUCCUGGUGAUAGUUCACCUGGGAAAAAUAGUUUAAGAGGAUCACCGCAGGAAAAGCUGAAGACUAAUGGAGCAAAUGACAGUGCACUCAAUUCUAAGGUGCUAGCAUUUGAUAUCUACCUGAGUAAGCCCCCUGAGACAAGUUGCCCAACUACCCCAGAGGCAUACAGUAACGGAGAAUCAAUGGAGAGUAGCCCAAGCUACAAGAGAUCCGGAAAAAAGAGGAGAUCUCUGAAGUCUCAGAGUAGCCAGAAUGGGGAAAAAAAGGCUGAUUGUGUUUCCCCACAAGAGCAAGGUUUGGACAGUAAUUUUACUUUUGAAGGAGUGACAGAAAGUCCAGCCAAUCCUGAGCAGAAAACAAGACCUGUCCCUCUGUCACCUGAAGCUAACGGCAUGUCAUCAGCCAACCAAGACUCAAAGGCGGGAGCUAAUCGCAAAUUGUCGCCUAAGGGUGAAUCAGACAAAGAUAAACAGCAACACCCAACCUCCAGCUAUCUGAGAAAAAAAAAAGAUAAUCAUUCUGCCUCCUCCGUUCCCGCUUCUCCAACAGCACGCAAGACACAGGCGAAAGAUUCCCUGUUUAGAAAUCCUCUGGCAGCACCUGUCAGAACAGCUGAAGGUAGCCAGACAGUUCCUGUUUCCACAACAAAAGACUCCUGCGUGGAAAAGCAAUCACUUGGAUCCCCGUCUGGAAAUAUUUGGGAGGACUGUGUAGCACGCUCAUGUGAGAAUAAAGAGGAGUGCACAGCUCUGGCUGCAGGUGCUCUCCCUGAGGACAAACAGCAGGGAAGCAGCCAGGGUGUGCCCAACGAAUCUCUCCAGGCCAAGGCAGGCAGGGUCACUCCUACUGCCCAGUCUCCUGUUGAUUUGGAUGUUACAACACUCAAAACCACUUUGAAAGAAAGCACACGUUCUACAGUAACUUCCAAACUGAACAUACCUCCUAAACCAAAGAAUGUUGAGCUACCUAUCAAACCCAAAUUUUCUGAGAACACAGGAAGUACACAAGAACCUGCAACUGAACAAAUAAUCCAAAGAGGCAGUAUUGCUAACAAAAUAUCUUUAUUUGAGAACAAGACAACCACCCACAAACAUAUUGAUUUUCCUGCAACAAAGAGCAUCACACAGCCCAAGAAAUUUGUGGAAAGAGCAAAGCUGAACUUUGGUAAACAAACCAAGAGACCUGUGCAAAAAUACCACAUUUCACCAGGUAAACAAACCAGUGAUCUUAGACGACCUGAUAUUAUCAAGUCAGAAAAUGGUACAUCAGAAAUUAAGGUAGAAUCAGACACCACACAAGCUGAACGUGACAAUAACAAGGUAGAACCUGCAGAGAAAGACACAGUGACGGUGGAGAGGCAGAUGGAAGACGUCAAACAUGGACUGGAUACAGUGGUAGUGCCAAGUGACGCUAAAGAGGAAAGUGUUGUACAUUCACUAGAGGCACAAAGUUCUAAAGAGAACAUUGCUGCUGAAAAAGAAUGCUUAAACACAGAUUUAAACUCAUUUGAAGCAAACAAAAGCAAAGAGCCGUUAACUAAGAACACUCUUAGUGAAAACAUUGAGUCUUUGUCUAUCAGUCCAGUAGAAGACAAUUUAUUGCAUUUGCCAAGAGACCCUGCUCUUCAUUUUGUUGGGGUCACAACCCCAUAUUCAAAUAAUACAAUUUCAGAAGAGGACUCCCUUCCAGACAUGGGAAAUGUAAAUAAAAAUAAUUCAUCUAAAGGAAAAGCACGCGAGGUUGAGUCUGAAAAUUUUUCUGGAAAUGACUCAUCCUCAAUACCUUCAGACAUUGUGGAUUCUUCUGGUACAUCCACAUUCCCAUCUACAGCAGAGCAAUGUCAAUCCAAUGACAGUACAGAGGUGAAUAGAGUUGAAAGUGAAUCACAGUCACUACAAUCGGUUAAAAGUAUAGUUAAAUCCAGGACAAAUGAGACAGAAAUUGUGAAGUCAAGCUCCAAAGAGAGCCCAAAAAACAUUCCCAAAAAUAAGAACGCACAAGAGACAAUACCAAUAGCUGACACAAUCCCAAAUAAUUUUCAGGAACAAGGUUCUGUGAAAGGUGAAGAGAUUGGAAAAGAAGCUACUUUGAAACAUACAGACACGUUACCUGAAGUAGAAGCUACCCAAUGCAGUGUGAAAGAUACUCCAGAAAUACAAGAGUUCCAAACUGUCAUUAAAGGCGAGGACUACCUGGAUAAAAAUGAAAAAAGUUCAAGCCCAUCAACAGAUGGAACAUUGGAUUCCACAAAAAACACUGAAGACAUGGGGGAGAGCUCUGAAAAAGUGCAAAUAGCAAUUGAUCAAGGUGCAUCUGAUUUCACACAAGGACCUCUUUUAUCUCUAGUUGAAAACAAAAGUGCCCUGAAGGAAGAAAAUGCAUUAUCUGAAUCUGACAGAAAAGAGAGUCUGCAGGAAUUUGGAAAGGCAGGUCAAAUUCAAGAGAAUGCACUGCAAGUCUUGACAAGCAUUCAAAAAAGUGAUGAAACCAGUGCUGAUUCACUGGAGAAGACACACGCAGCGCAUCCUCCAACAAGUGAAAUAAUUCCUUGUAUAGGAAGACCAGUUGAUAAUUCAGACAAAUCACAAGACACUCAAAAUACAAUCUUAGAGAAUGGAGAUAAGGAGGUUGCAGUGUCUCCAACAAAUAAAAUAAUUCCUUGCAUAGGAAAACCACUUGAUAAUUCAGACAAAUCACAAGACAUUCAAAAUACUAUCUUCGAGACUAGAAAUAAUGAGGUCGCAGUGUCUACAGAAGCAACCGCAACUAAACCAAGUGUAUCUGAACUGAAGGACAAUGAAAAUGUCUUGGAGGCCAGAGUUGGUUUGGAAAUUCGUCAGCAACAGAAAGAUAAUUCCCCACAUAUAUUGGGAUUUUUAACCAAGGCAGAUGGGGAAGGAUUUAGUGAGGCAACUGUUGAUGUAAACACUAAACAGUCUAAAAAGACUGAAAGAGUGGAGCCCCAGGAUGCGAAGUUUCUUAAUGAAGUUGAUGGAAGGAUGGAAGAGCACCUUGAAAAGUAUUCUGCAAAGAGUUCCUCUAGCACAGAAACAAAUGCAGAAGACCCCAACAACACAGUAAAUGAAAGUGAUCAGGAAUGGGCCAUUGUGAACCCAUACCUUCCUGAAAGUGUAAAUCAUAAUGGCUAUGUUGCGGAUACUGCACAGGGUAAUAGGAGUCCCCAAAAGACAGGGAAUCCGGAACAGUAUUGUAAAAAUAUAGAAAAAACCCCAGAAACAGCCUUAAAUGCCUCAGUAGCAAGCGAUGAAGGAACUUUAGAUUCAUCUGCAGACAUGGAGAAAUUUGCUGAAACCAUCAGAAAGUUAGAAAGUCCAGUCACAUUGCCACAGAAGAGGAAAAAAAACAGGGCUCCAAAAUCACCGGGUCCAUACUGUGGUCUACCCCCUAUUCGGGAGGAUUAUUUGGAAAAGAUACUGGAUGGCGAUUCAUUCUCAUUUGGCUUGGGCAAAAAAGAUAGGGCCAAAGACAUGGCGCCAAUGGCCCUGUUCAAAUUACAAAGCCGAGAAACAGCUGAGAAAAUGCUACCAAAGAGGGCAUCUGCCGAACAAAGCAUGCUUUUGAAAUCUCUGAAAUCAAACAGACAGCCGAUUUUCAAACCACAGGAAACCUGUGACAAAGACAAUGCAGAUGUUACAGAUUUAGCAGUGAAGAGAUCUCGCAUUGAGUCUAUGUACACUAGCCUGAAGACACCCUCUGCUGCCAGAUCAGAAGAAAACGUGUUCUCUCCUUCUGUUACUACAAUCAACACCAUCACCACCUCCUUUGCCACACCCCAGAAAGAAUGUGCCCAGACAGGAAAAAACUUUGAAACCAAAAUGACUGACUCUGCAAAGACGUCUCAGUCACUAGUUAAUGAAAGCGAGAAAGACAUUAUUAAGUCGAAUGGAACUUUAGCUCAGGACUACUUAAACAGCCUGCAGACGGAUAGUGCAAAGCAGCCUCAGAGCAGAUCUCCCAGCGACAUCAUGGAAAAACAAACCGAAACAAACAGCGUUUCACAAGCCAAGUCCCAGCUAUCGGAGUUAAAGCUUUCUGAUCGUGAGAACUCUCUAGACAUUAACACUUCUUUGCCUGGUGGAAACAGAAUGGCUUUGCCUCCUUUUCAAAGCACUCCAAAUCUUGAACCUCUGAAUGGUGACAUUAUUGCAAACGAUGUACCAGAUAUAUUUUAUUUUAAAGGGCAUGAGCCAAAUUCUGCUCAUCCAAACUUGGUAGCAGAGGGGUUUCCUGGACAAGGUGUGGAUAAAAUCAACCCCAGACCUGGAAAGUUAGUAAUUCUCACUGAAGCUGAAGGUGAAGGGUCGGUAAUAGAAGUGUACUCUGACGAGGUGGACUGCACUUCUUGGGAACUGACACCCCACAUUUGUAUCAAAACUAUACGAGGAUGUUGGAUAAUUUAUGAGUUGCCAAAUUUCCAAGGGAGGUCCAUUGCUUUGGAGGAAGGUGACUUGGAGCUUGCUAACCCUUGGGCAGAGGAGCCACAGGAAGAAAGUACCCCUUCACCAAUCGUUCUUGGGUCGCUAAGACAUGUUGUACAGGAUUAUAGAGUUUGUCAGAUUGACUUGUUUACUGAACCAGACGGAUUAGGAAUUAUGACAUCGUAUUUUGAUGAUACAGAAGAAUUACAAGUCUAUGGACGGCUACAGAGAACUUGUUCAAUUAGAGUGCACUGGGGAGUAUGGUUGAUUUAUGAAGAAUCAGGGUUCCAAGGUAUACCUUACAUCAUUGAGCCAGGAGAGUAUCCUAACCUAUCAUUUUGGAACGCCAAUGAAGCAUUCAUCGGAUCAAUGAGACCCUUAAAAAUGGGAAGUCGGAAAGUGGAAAUCCCUUAUGAUCCAAAGAUCGUUAUUUAUGAGAAACCCUUGUUUGAAGGCCGGAAUGUGGAGUUUGAGAAAGAAAUCCUAAAGCUAGAAGAUCUGGGAAGUCAGGAAAAUAAUGGAGAAGAAACAUUGUUACCUUUUAGCACUGCUGGCUCCUUGAGAGUCCUCAGUGGCUUGUGGGUCGGUUAUGAGAAGCCAGGAUUUGAAGGCCAUCAAUAUUUGCUGGAGGAAGGCGACUAUGAAGAUUGGAGACAGUGGGGUGGCUUCAAUGGAUUGUUACAAUCACUACGUCCAAUUUUAUCUGACUUCUCAGCAUCGCACAUGACAAUGUACAGUGAAAAAGAUCUUGACGAGAAAGGGCCAAAUAUCAAUGUUUUGGGAAUUAUAUCAAACAUGGAAGAGACCGGCUAUGGACUAAGGACGCAGUCUGUUAAUGUACUAAGUGGAGUGUGGGUGGCCUAUGAAACACCUGAUUUUACUGGGGAGCAGUAUAUAUUGGAGAAAGGAAUGUACCGUAAUUUCAGUGACUGGGGAGCCAAGAAUGCCAAGAUUUCUUCUGUUCAACCUAUCGUGCUGGAUGCCAUUGAAAAUCCCAGAGGAGGUUUUAAGGUGGCAUUGUUUUCAGAGCCAGAUUUUCAAGGUCAAGUAUACAUAUUUGAAGAAGAUACAAAGAACAUUGAGGAUUCAUUUACAGCCAGGUCUUGCAAGGUUAUUAUGGGCAGGUGGGCUGUGUAUGACAAGGAAGAUUUCUCAGGUAACCUUUGGGUUCUGGAAGAGGGAAACUUUACCAAUUUAUGUGCUAUGGGAUGUCAACAUGACACAGUUAUUCGAUCACUACAGAUGAUAAAAUAUGAGUUUUCAGAACCUGCCAUACUACUAUAUGGCAAGGAAAACUACAAAGGAAGAAAAGUCAAACUUACGACGGAGACAAUGAGUAUACAGGCCAUUGGAUACUCUCCAGAUCUGGUAUCUCUUGAGGUCCUCGGGGGCAUAUGGGUUCUCUAUGAAUUUAACAACUACCGUGGUCGCCAAAUUUUCAUUUUUCCUGGCAAGAUAGCACAAUGGAGCCAGUUCAGUGGGUGGGAAAGGAUAGGUUCUCUACGGCCCCUUCGACAGAAAAGACUAUACUUCAAACUCAGGAACAAGGCCAGUGGAAUGUUCAUGUCUACAAAUGGAACUCUUGAUGAUAUCAAGCUCCUGAGGAUACAGGUCAUGGAAGACACAGGAGCUGAAGAUCAAAUCUGGGCCUAUCAAGAAGGAACAUUUCGAUGUCGGAUCGCUGAGGAUUGCAGCCUUGCAACAUCUGGGAGUCUAGUUACUGCCGGCAGCAAGCUGGGGCUGACUCUGGAUCAAACAGCAGCAUGCAUGCAAUGGAAUAUCAACCCUGAUGGAAGGAUCUAUGCCCGCUCAAAGUCAAACCUUGCCUUGGACAUCAAAGGGGGUAACCAGUAUGAUCAGCAGCAUGUAAUCCUAAACCCAGUUACUGAGGGGAAGCUCAGCCAGCUGUGGGAAGUAUGUGUUCUCUAAAGAAAGUCUUUUACUGGAGACUGCAGCAUUUUUCUGCAGGUCCCUUGCACUGGAUAUAUAUGCACUGCUGUUAGGACACUCUGUCAUACAGCCAUUUGUGACCAUCACCACAUCUUGACUUCAGCUGCCAUUUGCUCUACAGCGACUUCAAUGCACAACUCAGAAUGCUUAAGAACGAAACCUGAUUUCAACUUAUAUGACGUUUUGGAUGUUUUUACAGCAAAUUUCAGUUGGGAUUUGUACCUUCCGUAAAUGUUAACGGGUAUAAUGUACGUUAAUUCAUCUCGCCCUGCGUGCCCAUUGGAUGUGUUUAGCCUGAAACCUGUGCCCUAUUAAUAGGACUGCCACGUGGGACCUGUUUCUGUACCUCAAUAUAGACUACGGUUAUUGGAGUGGACAAUAUUUUAGAACAGAGCCUACAUAUGUUCAGUGACGCGUUUCACUACUUUAUCAUCUCAGAAAUAACUACUGCACUGUUCUAUCCGUGAAACUACAACACACAGUGACCGUAUUGGUGAUCCCUUGACUUUGUAGGGAAUAAUUGGACCCAUGAGCAUUCAUUGUGCGGCUGUAGACACCAAGUGGUGGACUGCAGGCUGCUAUUUGAAUAAGUACUGUUUCCAUGUAGGGUAAAUGUAUUGCUUUCUUCCAAAGUACAUAAAUUUGCUAACUGUACCUUACUGUCUGAUGUAUUCUGUUAACACAAACAAUGACUGACUGUGUACACCAGCAUUUAAUGCUGUUUGGGGUCAAAUGCACAAAGUAAGUUACAGUGGGAUUCUAAAUCAUCAUCAUUUGCUUAGCACUCCCUUUAACUGAAUAGAUUUCUUAAAAAAAAAAUGAAAGCAGCCUCUCUAACCAAAAUGUCUGGGUAUGCUUAUAUUGGUAGCACCGCUUUUCAAAACUUGGCCAUAUGAGCCUGAUCGUUCUUAACAGGAAGAAUAACAACAGUGCAAACCCAGAAUCUUAAAUAAUAAUAAUAGAUAUGAGAUACAUAAAUGGCUGCGGACUAUUGCUCUUGCAUAAAGUGAGAUACAUCACAUUAUAAACUUAUUUUUAUUCUGUCAUUGGGAUCACUAAUCGUAAAACACAAACAACAAGAUAAGAAACAUAAGAUAGCUUAUUGUAUAUAACAAAGAUCAAACUAGGGUGGGAUUGCAAAAUAAUCAUAAGGUACACAGUGCUUUACUCAUGGGCAACUGGCAGUUUCAACCAGUAUUCUGUCUUUGAUGUGCAUACUAAGCUAUGUUUUGAAUGUAUGUUUAAAGUUUUUCACCAGUGGAACCCACAAAAGACCGAACACGAAUUCUGAAAUGUAAUAGGCAACCUACACCCCAUAUUAUUUGUCUUUAUAAGAUUAAUUAUGGGCUCCAUUCAGUGAUAAGGUCUUAUUAAAACAAAGAACUGUUUAUGUUCAGGAUCUCACCAGUAAAAAAAAACACAGCAAUAUUUAAGGAGUGAUUUACUAAGCAGUGUUAAUGUUGGAGGAAUUUGUCUCCCAUGAAAACCUUUGUUUCAUAACAUAAUUCUUAGUGAGUUAGGGGUGCUCAGUGGAGAUAAAUAUGCCCAACCUUUGGCAGUCAGACUCCCAUUUGUGUGUCAGACAGAGAUACAUAGUGGCCUUUCCUGCAGAAAAUUGUAAAGUACUACAGCUUUUAUUUAGGAUUAAUUGUGAAUUUUUAAAAAAUUAUUUUUAAAAUGUUUUUGUUUUCAUGUUUAUAAACGUUAUGUGCAAAGGGGUUUUUCCAGCAAUAUCUCGCCCGUGGACUAUGUUGAA